Leptopilina boulardi is the source of this 3904-nucleotide messenger RNA. It is a transcript of the gene ValRS, whose product is annotated as valine--tRNA ligase. The record is from RefSeq and is a predicted model, not a curated record. Gene Ontology annotation, biological process: valyl-tRNA aminoacylation. Gene Ontology annotation, molecular function: valine-tRNA ligase activity; ATP binding; aminoacyl-tRNA deacylase activity. NCBI's taxonomy places the organism in Eukaryota, Metazoa, Arthropoda, Insecta, Hymenoptera, Figitidae. The transcript is spliced from 20 exons. The coding region runs from base 372 to 3824 and encodes 1150 amino acids. Gene Ontology annotation, cellular component: cytosol.
UUUUUAAAUAAUAAACAGAUUUAUUUUAUUAAAAACUAUAUUUAAAUGUAUUUAAUUUAAAAGUUUGUAUAUUUUAAAGAAAGAUUAAGCAGUGUUUUCUUUUAAUUCAUGCUACACGUCUUUAAAAUUUAAUUAAAAAAUUUUGCCCUUAUUGGUUUACUCAACUUUUGAGGUUAUUUCACUACAUUCAGUGUUAAAUUCGACUUUUUAUAAUUUUAUCUUCAUUUUUCUAUUUAAUUAGGUUCAAGGUAUGUUAAAAAAUAAUAUUUCUUUAAACAUUAUUAAUUUUGGGAAAGAUUAAAAAUUAAGAGUGUUGUAAUAAUAAACCUAACCUUUCUUGACUUCCUUCUGUCAAUGUGGGAUUUGCAACAAUGGCAGAUUCAAACAAUAUAAUUGAAGGAGAAGGACCACCACAGAAAACAGCUAAACAAUUGCAAAAGGAAAAGGAAAAGCAGGCAAAGCUUGAAAAAUUUAAGCAAAAACAGGAAAAGAAACUUUCUACAGCUGCUAAAAAUUCAACAGAAAAAGCUGAGAAACCUGAGAAGAAGAAAAAAGAAACGAAAGAAAGUGCUAAAUAUACAAUAAAUACUUCACCUGGAACGAAGAAAGAUGUUAAAUGUCAAAUGCCUGAUGCUUACAGUCCAGAAUAUGUCGAAGCUGCUUGGUAUUCCUGGUGGGAAAAAGAAGGAUUUUUCAAACCAGAAUAUGGAAGAAAAAGUAUAUUAGAAGAAAAUCCAAAUGGAAAAUUCGUAAUGGUUAUUCCCCCACCAAAUGUCACUGGUUAUUUACAUCUUGGGCAUGCAUUAACAAAUGCAGUCGAAGAUGCAGUCACAAGAUGGAAUCGAAUGAAGGGACGUACGACUCUUUGGAAUCCAGGUUGUGAUCAUGCGGGAAUUGCAACUCAAGUUGUUGUUGAAAAGAAACUUUGGAAAGAAGAGAAAAAAACGAGACACGAUUUGGGUCGAGAAAAAUUUGUCGAAAAAAUUUGGCAAUGGAAGAAUGAGAAAGGUGACGGUAUUUAUAAUCAAUUGAAAAGAUUAGGUGGUUCUUUCGAUUGGGAUCGCGCCUGUUUUACAAUGGAUCCAAAACUUUGUCGAGCUGUCACCGAAGCGUUUGUUCGUUUACACGAGGAUGAAACAAUUUAUCGAAGUAAUCGCCUUGUAAAUUGGUCCUGUGCUCUUAAAAGUGCAAUUUCUGAUAUUGAGGUGGAUAAAGUUGAACUUACCGGUAGGACUUUACUUUCAAUUCCUGGCUAUAAUGAAAAAGUGGAAUUUGGAGUUUUAGUGCUAUUUUCCUAUGAAGUUGAAAAUUUGGAUGAAAAAAUCACCGUUGCGACAACUCGAAUUGAAACUAUGUUGGGAGAUACUGCCAUUGCAGUGCAUCCUAAUGAUAAACGUUAUUCGCAUUUGAUUGGAAAAUAUGUAAAGCAUCCGUUUUGCGAUAGGCGUUUACCUAUUGUUCCUGAUGAAUAUGUUGAAAUGGAUUUUGGAACAGGUGCUGUGAAAAUUACUCCAGCACACGAUCCAAAUGAUUAUGAAAUUGGAAAGAGGCAUAAUUUACCGUUUAUCACAAUUUUUGACGAUGAUGGAAAUAUCAUUGGAGACUAUGGAGUUUUUACGGGAAUGAAGAGAUUUCAUGCAAGAAAAGCUAUUUUAAAAGAACUUACGGAGAGAAAAUUGUUUGUUGAAGUAAAAGAUAAUCCAAUGGUUGUGCCUAUUUGCAGUAGAUCUAAAGAUGUGGUUGAACCUCUUAUAAAGCCUCAAUGGUACAUUAAAUGUGAUGAGAUGGCAAAAAAUGCAAUGGAAGUAGUGGAAAAAGGAGAAUUGAAAAUUAUUCCAGAGCAAUUUAAAAAAACUUGGGAUCAUUGGAUGACAGGCAUAAGAGAUUGGUGUAUUUCACGUCAACUUUGGUGGGGUCAUCGAAUUCCUGCUUAUUUUGUAACUAUUAACGAUUCAUCAAUUCCAGUUGGUUCGAUGACUGAUAAUAAAUAUUGGGUCAGUGGACGAUCAGAAGAAGAAGCUAAGGAAAAAGCAGCAAAAAGAUUUGCAGUCAGCAUCGAUAAAAUUUCUUUAAAACAAGAUCCAGAUGUUUUAGAUACUUGGUUUUCUUCUGCUCUUUUUCCAUUUUCAAUAUUCGGAUGGCCUGAGGAGACAGAGGAACUUCGUGCUUUUUAUCCUGGAACGUUGCUAGAAACUGGUCACGACAUUUUGUUUUUCUGGGUAGCUAGAAUGGUUUUCUUUGGUCAAAAAUUAUUAGGAAAGCUUCCAUUCAAAGAAGUUUAUUUACAUGCUAUGGUGAGAGACGCUCAUGGACGAAAAAUGAGCAAAUCAUUAGGAAAUGUAAUCGAUCCUAUGGAUGUAAUUCGUGGAAUUUCAUUAGAGAAUCUUCAUAAACAAUUAUACGACUCGAAUCUUGAUCCAAAAGAAUUGAAACACGCCGUAGAGGGACAAAAACGUGAUUAUCCUCAAGGAAUUCCCGAAUGUGGAACGGACGCAUUGCGUUUUGCUUUAUGCGCUUACACAACUCAAGGACGUGAUAUUAAUCUUGACAUUCAACGUGUACAAGGUUAUCGUUUUUUCUGCAAUAAACUUUGGAAUGCCAGUAGAUUUGCAUUAACUUAUUUUGAGGAUGGAUUUAAUUUUGAAGAUGAGGCGAAAAUGAAUUGCACGAAUGGAAAUAUUAAGGUGAUGGAAAAUAAUGAAUGGCUCCUUUCAACGUUAAAUGAAAAAUGUGUUCAAAAAGCAAUUAAUGAAUAUCUUGGGAAUUUUCCAUACGCAGAUGGAUUUACUCCUUCACAAAGAGAUAUUGAACUUCAUAAGAAUUUUAAUUGCUUGAAAAGUGAUUUUUCUAAACUUCCACAUUUAAAAAGAUGGUUUAAUCAUUUAGAAACGUUCAAUGAUCAUGAAAGAUCAAGAUUUAGAGUUGAUUUACAAUUUCAUUGUAAAUCGAAUAAAAUUAAUUAUGGAUUUCAGUUGAAUGGUCAAGAAUCGAGAAUGGAUUUGUGGAUGCUCUCUAGAGUUAGUAAUGCAGCUAAAAUUUGUGACGAAGGAUUUGCUCAGUAUGAUUUUACAGCAGCAACAACUGCUUGUUACAAUCUUUGGCUCUACGAUCUGUGUGAUGUUUAUUUGGAAUGUAUUAAACCAAUUUUCCAAAAUGGCACCAACGAUGAAAAAUUGUCAGCUCAACGAGUACUUUUUAAAACAUUAGACGUUGGUCUUCGACUUUUAAAUCCUUUUAUGCCAUUUAUCACUGAAGAGCUUUAUCAACGUUUACCUAGAAAAAAUCAAAUAUAUCCCAGUAUUUGCAUUAGUCCUUAUCCAACUGCAUCUGAGUGUUCAUGGAGGAAUGAAGAAAUUGAAAAAGAAGUUGAUUUUGCACAGAAAAUUGUAAAAACAAUAAGAUCAACACGAGCGACAUAUCUUUUGCCAAAUAAAACAAAAACCGAAGCAUUUAUUGUUUGCAGUGAUGAAUCAUUAAAGGAGAAAAUUAAUCAAUAUCUAAUGAUGAUUGGAACAUUGGCCUAUUCUCAUGUACAAAUCAGUGAAAUUCCAACAGGUUGUGCAAUAUUAACUGUAUCUGAUAAAGUUCAGAUUCAUUUGCUUUUGAAGGGUUUGAUUGAUCCACAAAAAGAAUUGGAAAGACUGAAAAAGAAGGAAGAACAAUUAAAAGAAGCUGUUCAGAGAUUAGAGCAAAGCAUGUCAGCUGCUGAUUAUAGCACAAAAGUUCCGGAUGAAGUACAAAAGAUAAACGAUGAAAAAUUAUUUAACAAUAAAGGUGAAUUAGAUCAACUCACUGAAGCAAUGGAGACUCUUUUAAAAAUGUGAAAUUUAUAAAAUGAAAUUUCUAGUUAUCCCAAUUGUGCGUUUCAUAAAAUAUUUAUAGAAUAAAAUUUUUUCAAUUUCAA